AUGAUCCCUAAAAACUACCAGCAUGUCCUUGCUUUUGUUUUUGCCAUGAGUGAGAUCAAUAAAGAUGCCAAGUUAUUACCCAACAGCACACUGGGAGCCAAAAUCUAUGACAAUGCUUUCAAUGCAAUAAGGACUUACUGGACCACUCUAGAUCUGCUAUUCAGAGGACUGAGGAAUCCUUCUACCUACAAAUGUAACAGGAGAGAGGAACCCAUGGCUGCUCUUGGUGGGCUCAACUCCCAAACGUCCAUCCAGAUGGCCAACAUCUUAAAUAUGUUCAAGAUUCCACAGCUCAGCUAUGGCUCCUUUGAUCCAGUGUUGAGUGACAAAAUUCAGUUCCCUUCUUUCUACCGGAUGGUCCCAAAUGAAGAAAUUCAGUAUGUCGGGAUUGCUGGGCUGCUCAAACAUUUUGGAUGGAAUUGGAUUGGCCUCCUUGUCUCAGAGGAUGACAGCGGAGAAACUUUCCUUCGGACCCUCAGACCAAGGCUCCUGCAGAACACUAUCUGCAUUGCUUGGACUCAAGUGAUCCCAACAGUGACACCAUUUUUACCAAAUAAGAUACUCCAAGAAAAAUUGUUGCCGAUUAGUAAUACCCUCUUUUUGAGUGACAUCAAUGUGAUCCUUGUGUAUGGGGAUGGUCAGUCUGUGGAGGGUUUUCGAAUGGUUUUGUACUCAGCUGAGUUCUCUCAUAAGCGCCCAUUGGAAAGAGUAUGGAUCAUAGCUGCUCAAUGGGAUUUCACUGCUGCAUCCAAUGGGGCAAUGCUCACCACAAGGACUUUCAAUGGCACCUUGUCAUUUACAUUCCAUACAAAUCUGGUGCCAGGAUUUCAGGACUUUCUUGAGAGCAUCAAUCCAUUUCAAUCAACUAUUUAUUUCAUCCAGCAGUUCUGGAUUAGUGCGUUUCUCUGUUCGCUCCCACAAUAUAAUCUUUAUGUGCCGAACAAGGAAAGCUGCACUGGGGAGGAGAAGCUGGGAAGACUCCCUGGACCUCAGUUUGAAAUGGGGAUGUCCGGCCGGAGUUACAGUAUCUACAAUGCUGUUUAUGCUGUAGCACAUGCUCUCCAUGCCAUGGAUUCAUCGAGAGCCCUGAAGAAAGCAAGGGGAGAGGGGGAGAAAUGGAGCUUCCUGAAAGUUCAGCCAUGGCAGGAGAGCACCAUUGCUCCUGGCAGCAGGAGCAAAAAUGGAAUCGCUCUGCUGAGAGACUCUGUCACGGCAGCCAUGAUCCAAAGAGGCCAGGAUGAGGAUCCCCGAAGGCUAAUAUUGCCUCAUCAGCCCCUCCUCUGGAACAUCAGAUUUAACAAUAGUGCAAACGAAGAAAUAUCCUUCAAUGAGAAAUGGGAGCUUGCAAGUGGAUUUGAUAUCAUCAACCUGGUCACAUUUCCCAACCAAUCCUUCCAGAGAGUCCGAGUUGGAGAGAUGGACCCUCAAGCUCCUGCAGGCAAAAAGUUCAAAAUCAAUGCAAGUGCUGUUACAUGGAACCCCAAGUUUAAGCAGAUGCUGCCCAGUUCUACCUGUGUCAAGAGCUGCCACCCUGGACAGAGCAUGUUGAUCCAGCUGGGACAACAAAUCUGUUGCUAUGAUUGUUCUCAAUGUGCUAAAGAAAUGAUUUCAAUAAUGAUAGAUGCAGACCAAUGUCAGAAGUGCCCAGAAGAUCAGUAUCCAAACAAGAAACAGGACCAGUGUAUUCCUAAAGUCAUAAGUUACUUAUCCUAUGGGGAGCCUUUGGGGGCAGUUCUUGUUUCCUCGGCUCUUUUUCUUUCUGUAAUCACAGUUGUGGUGUCGUGGAGCUUCAUUCAACAUCAAAAUACUCCCAUCGUCAAAGCCAACAACUGGAGCAUCACAUGUGCCCUGCUCUGCUCUCUGCUGCUCUGCUUUCUCUGCUCCUUCUUGUUCAUAGGAAGGCCUGGGAAGGUGACCUGCCUUCUGAGGCAAACUGUGUUUGGCAUUGUCUUCUCCAUUGCAGUUUCUUGUGUGUUGGCCAAAACCAUCACUGUGGUUUUGGCCUUCAUGGCCACAAAGCCCGGAAACAGAAUGAGAAAGUGGUUUGGGAAGAAACUGGCAGUAUCAGUCAUCAUUCUCCCUUCUCUUAUUCAAGCUGGCAUCUGUGCAGUGUGGUUUGUAAUCUCUCCCCCCUUCCCAGAGUUUGACAUGCACUCCCAGAUUGGGCAGAUCAUAGUGCAAUGCAAUGAAGGCUCAGACAUCAUGUUCUACCUUGUCCUGGGCUACAUCAGUUUUCUUGCUAUUGUCAGCUUCACUGUGGCUUUCUUUGCCAGAAAGCUGCCCGAUACUUUCAAUGAAGCCAAGCUGAUCACCUUCAGCAUGUUGGUCUUCUGCAGUGUUUGGGUGUCCUUUGUGCCCACCUACCUAAGCACCAAGGGGAAAUACAUGGUGGCCGUGGAGAUCUUCUCCAUCUUGGCCUCUAGUGCUGGCUUAUUAGGUUGUAUCUUUCUUCCCAAAUGUUACGUUAUUAUAUUUCAACCUGAGUUAAACACUAGACAGCAGUUAGUGAGGAAAAAGAAUGAACAGCUUUGA
Molecule: messenger RNA, 2532 nt
Organism: Elgaria multicarinata webbii
Lineage: Eukaryota; Metazoa; Chordata; Lepidosauria; Squamata; Anguidae
Product: vomeronasal type-2 receptor 26-like
Exons: 6
Coding region: 1-2532 (843 amino acids)
Biological process (GO): G protein-coupled receptor signaling pathway
Cellular component (GO): plasma membrane
Molecular function (GO): G protein-coupled receptor activity
Source: RefSeq, a predicted model, not a curated record